AUGGAGAAGCGGGCGGCGGGAAAGCCGCCCCUGCAGCCGGGCGGCAUGAUGCGCGUGCUCGGCGCAAUCGUGGGCAAGGGUGGGCAGAAGGAGCGCAAGAAGGGGCCGGUGCAAGUGCGUCUUGGUGAGAAGAAUGACUUCUAUUAUGACGAGAACAGGAAGAUGUGGGUGGAACGAGGAAAGGAGGCGGAAGCCGACUCGCUGGCGAACACUCUGAUGUCGGGGCCACCGUCGUUUGCCGACUUGGCACAAGCGGCAGGCGAGGGAGGCGACCUCGGAGUGCCCGUGCCCAAGCCGUACUGGGGAAGCAGCGCUGGUGGCAGCGAGGUGGAGGAGGAGGGGUUCGCGCCCGGCAUGGCGAGUGCUCCGAAUCCGAGCACCCCGCUCAGGGCCGGGCACGGGCACGCCCGCAGUGGCAGCCACGACCACCUCCCUGCGCCGGGCUUCCGACGAAACGACUCGUCUACGUCGCUCUCUGGACACUCACGGUCGAGCAGCCGCGCACACGGGCUGCGGCGAUACGUCGACCCCGGGUACAUCAAGACGUCGGCGGAUGGGUCGCGUCCGGACACCCCCCCGCUGACGGUGCCCCCCCCGGCCAGUUUCGCGCAACCUCCCCAGGCGAGCAACAUGGGCAAGGUCUCCAUGUUCGUCCCCGCGUCCUCCCAGCCAGAAUCCAGAGAGGACGAAGACGAGCCCGCGCGCGAGGACGAGGCGCCCGCACCGGACGGCGCACCAUCGCAAGCGGAAGCGACCGGCAGCCGCGAGUCGCGCGGCGCACCCGAGGAGCAGCAGGAGCAGCUGCCAGUGUCUGCCUUCAUGCAGGGCAGCCAGGCGUCCGACGCACCCGAUGAACAGCAGUCGCAUGUUGAACAGCCGGCGCCAUCGCACCACGAAGGCGGGGCUGACGCGGACGCCAGCGCUGGCAGGCGCCUGGACCAGGAGGCCGGUGCGAUGGCGGCUGAGCAUGCUGACCAGGCACCAGGCCAGGACCCCCCACAAACAACAGCCCCUUCUAGCGAGCAGGAGCAACCGAGCGUGGGACAGCAGGACAACGUUCCCGCGCCCGAACAAGGCACCGAGAUGUCUUCCAACACGGAACUCACGACGGAUGCAUCUCUGCAAGGUUGGGCAUGGGAUGAAGCGAACAACGAGUGGGUGGCGACCCAGGAGGGGGCGUCUCCACAUGGCCACCCCAACGGGGCCGCGCAGACCGACGGACACGCAGCUGGCUGGAGCAAUGCGGACGGCACGUCGGGCACCCCGGCCGAGUGGAAGGCGUACUACGAGAGCCUGGGCUACGAGAUUGACGACGAGAAGAUGCGUGAGUGGGAGGAGCACUACCAGCGGCAGCUGCAAGGGCUCCCACACAGCGACCACCACGGACCCGAGGGCGCCGCGGACGAGCACCAGGGCGUCGGGCACUCUGAUGCGGCCGCCCCUCCGGCAGCGCAGGCGUCCCACGAGGUCGCAGAAGGCGAGCAACAUGCAACGGUGCUCAGCCGGGGCGCCUCAGGACUGUUCAACGGCCCGUCAAGAGCGGAGACCGGGCCGCCGCGGUCGAUCUUCGGCAGCGACAGCGACGACGAGAGGAUGCAGGUCGUCACUGCCGCGAACCCGGGGCGCUCCCUGGGUGAAGCACUGGGGCUGCCACCGACGGGGAGCAAGCGGCUGCGCGGCGCGGCCGGUCGUCGGCGUUCCAGGCUACCCUGGGAGAACUCGGACAGCAGCAGCGACGGUUCCGCAACGGGCAGCGUCCGCCUGGCCCUCCUGCCUCGUAAGAAGCGCAGUCAUCGCGCGCGCCCCCCAGGGACCGCCCCCGCUAGCGGCGCGACGAGCUUCGCGGCGACGCCGCACAAGACUGCGGCGGCAGUCGCGCCCACGGAGGGUGCGAGCGCGCCGUCUGGCCAGACUGACGCAGAGCUCACGGCAAGCGCAGACCCCUCGAACAACAUGACGGUGCAGCAGGCGUUCGGACAAGUCGUGAACGAGGGGAAGGACGUGGCGAGAGGUUUGAUGCAGAACUUCGGUGCCGCCAUCAAUGGCAUCCACGACGCGAUCGGGCGUGACGAGGACCCGGACGAUGAGGAAUACAAGAGGCUUUACGGAGUUCAAAGCGCUGCAGAGGUCACGGGCACCGACGCGCUGCCUCCACCUGGCCCAGAUGCACACACCAGCCCAGAUCGUGCGUUCGAGCAAGACACGAUCGGUGCACCGUACCAGCCAGACGGCGGCACUACUGCCUCGUCGCCGGUCGGACAGGAAGGCCUUGCACCGGCACAUGACAUGCCCUCGGGUUGGGGUGGAGAAGAGGCUGUCGAUGACAGCCAACCGAACGACGCGGCCGAGCCGGAGCACAACCCAGGAGUCGAGCACGUCGAGGGGUCAGCGCCCGUUGACAGACCCGAGGACGGGCCUGUGCCCGCCUUCACGAACAGCGAACCGGAGGCGCCACAUGUUGAGCACGAACCGGAGGCAACACAUGCCGCGCACGAACCGGAGGCGCCACAUGUUGAGCACGAAUCGCCUGCCACAGUACAGGAUGUCCACCCGCCUGGAGAGCAGCAAGAGAGCGCUGGUGAGGAGGGGCUGCAAGGUCAGCUCGAGGCAGCGCACGACGAGCUCGGGCAGCAGGUCGCCGAGGGAGAUCAGCUGCGUGAAGAGCUCGAAGCAGUGCGGUUUGAGCGAGACGCGCACUUGCAGUCGAUGGCGGCGGCACAGCAGGUGCCAGACGGGGCGACCUCGCAGCCGGUGGCCCUCAACAUCGUCGUGAGAGGCUCUGUGGCCAGCGAGGUUGAAGUGCCACGGCCGGCAGCGCAGCACUCGUCAGGGUCGCUGUCGCUGGACGACUUGCAAGACGCCGACGCGCUGCGUCGCCGCAUCCAGGAGCUUCAGCAAGAGAGCAAGAAGCAAAGACAUGGCAACCAGGUCCUGCGGAAGCGGCUGGAUGCGCUCAGGCAGGAGCUUGCGGCAGCUCAGUCUGCUGCGCAUGAUGCAACUGCACGUGGAGAGCAGGUUCGCGCAGAAAUGCAAGCGUUGCAACAGGAGAGGGACGAGGCCUGGCAGCGCGUGGAGGCCCUCAUGCAGGAGCACGGCAAAGAAGAGGGCCGAUUGGCCGAGGCCAGCGAGACACUCGAGGCGAUGCGCCGUCGAGCACUUGCCGCAGAGGCGAGGUGCGACGAGCUCACGGAGAUGCUGGAGUCGGGAUACUACUCGAAUGCGGCGCAGCAACAAAACCCGCAACAACUCGAGGAGCUGUCCAAGGCGCUGCAGGACAACAAGGCUGCGCUCGCUGAACUGCAAAAUGAGCGCGAGAGCCUGUUUGAACAGCUCAGGACGGCGCAUGCAGCUCAGCAAGACGCUGAAGCUGCGCGAUGGCGGGUGCAGGAGGUUGAAUCAGAGCUCGCGGAUGCGAACGAACGUGUUGAAGAGAGGGAGGCGAAGAUCAAGCGGGCCGUGGGCAAGAUCAGGCAGCUCCAGAAGGAGAUCGCCGACGUCAAGCGCGAGAAGGCCGAGCUGGAAGCCAAGCAGCCGCCCAGUGAAGAUCCGGGCCUUCGGAGCGAGGUGGACUCCCUCUCGUCUCGCCUGCAUGCAGCCCAAGACGAGCUGUCUUCCCUGCAACGUCAGCUGCGGGAGGUCGAGGAGGCACGCCAGGACGCUCAAGCGCGACACGCCACCGCGCAGCAGGAGGCUAUGGAUGCGCGCGCAGAACUCGACAGCGUGCGCGCAGAAGCUGCGGCGAGCUUCGAGCGCGCGUCUGCAGCUGACGCACGUCUCUCUGAUCUCCAGGCUGUCGUGGACGACCUGCGAGGGCAGCUCGAGAGGGCGCAGCAGGACUCCACGGACGAGCUGCGGGCCGCCCACAGCAACGCGGACGCUGCCCGGCAGCAGGUAGCUGAGGCCUGCGAAGCGAGAGAUGCUGCCGUGGCACAGGUCGAGCAGCUCCGAAGCGCACUCGAAGACGCUCAGGCACAGGUCGCGGCGUCGAUGUCUAGCCCGGAAGAAGUCGAGGCCCUUCGACAGCAGGUCGCGGCGAUGCAGGAGGAGGUGGAUGUCGGCAAGAAGCGUUACCAGGGGCUGAGGGUCAAGGCGAAGAAGCAGCUUGACGAGCUGUCGGCCCGCCAGAAGCAUGCCAUGCAAGAGGCCCAGCAGGCGAACGAGUCGCACGAGGCGGAGGCGGCUGCGUCAGCUGCUCGCAUUCAGGCCCUCGAGAACUCCCUGCGCGAAGAAGGCCAGAAGGUGCAGUCCCUGCAGCAGCAGCUUGAGGUGCUUCAGGCCCAGCUGACUGACGCGGAGGCCGCCAGGAGUGCGCUGUCGGACGCACGAGCGCGGCUGGACGAAGUCACGUCGCGGUUGGAAGCCAUGCAGAGCGCACUGCAGCAAGCACAGCAAAGCGAGGAGGCCUUGAGGCGGGAGCUCGAGGAAGCGCGCGACAGGGCGCUUUGCGAAGAGCAAGGCGCUGCGUCGCGCGUAGCUGAGCUGGAGAGUGAAGUCGCAAGGCUGGCACAGGCCAACAUCGAGAGCUCGCAAGACGCGGCGGCGAGCAGACAGGCUCUGCAGGAGGCGGAAGUGCGCGCGGCCGCGCUUGAGGCUGCCAAGCAGGAACUGGCUGCCAACGUGAGCACCGCACAGCAGGCCGCGGCCCAUGCACAAGAGCUGCAAGCACGUGCCGAAGCAGAGCUGCAGUCGAGUGCGGCACAGUCUUCGCGAGUCGCUGAUCUGGAGAAGGAGGUGGAGAAGCUGACGACGGUCAGGAAGAAGGCGGUGUUGGCCAUGAAGCGCGCCCAGUCGGAGCGGGACGCUGCGCAGGGCCGUCUGAAGGAAGCAGAGGGGGCGGGACGGGACGCGCAGGCUGCGCUGGACGACCUGCAACGGGAGUGCGAGCAGUUGCGUGCGGACGGAGAAGCUCUCAGAGCCCGCCUGUCGGCGCUUGAGGCGUCGACGACCCCUGCGGAGGAGGUCGACAGUCUGCGGCAAUCCUUGCAGAACGCAACAGCGGAGCUGGCGGCGGUCAAAGCCGAGCGUGAUGGCUUGUCUGCCUCCCUGGAGCUCGCCACAGAGCAGAGUGGCCAGCUCAACCAAGGUCUCGCGGGCGCCCGGGAGGAGCUAGCGGCCAGGAUGGCGGAGGCCGAGACCUGGCAGGUCAAGGUCGCGGCCGUACAGGACGAGGCCGAGGCGGCCAGGACGCGCGCCGAACACGCCGAGGAGCAGCUCCGACAGAUAGCGCAGGAGCGCGAUCGCCUGGCUGAGGAGCUGGCUAGCGCCCCCGCGGCGGGGCACCCCUCGGCCGAGGAUGAUGGCAUCUACGAGCAGCUGAGGGCCGCCCUGGCUGAGCGGGACGAGGCCGUGCAGCGCGCGCAGGACCUGAGCGUCGCGCUCGCGGGCCAGGAGAAGCAGCGCGGUGCCGCGACGCCUGGGGAGUCUGGCGGGGCGCUGCCGUGGGCGGGUGUGUCGAAUCCCCUCUUCGAGGCGAACGGGAGCGAGCAGGGCGCGGACCUCGCGGAGGAGGUGGCACGCCUGCGCGCUGAGCUUGAGAGUGUGCGCGGUGAGAAGGACGCGCGGGAGGAGGAGUUCCAGGAGCUGCUGGCGUGUCUGGCACUGGAGGGGGGCAAGGCCAUGCGCUUCGAGGAGGAGCUGCGUGCGCUCGGCGCGGACAACGUGGAUGAAAUACUGCAGGAGAUGGAGGACUUCUACGACGUUGACGGCGCGGGCAAUUUGUGA
Molecule: messenger RNA, 5721 nt
Organism: Pedinophyceae sp. YPF-701
Lineage: Eukaryota; Viridiplantae; Chlorophyta; Pedinophyceae
Source: the annotation of a GenBank genome assembly